Molecule: messenger RNA, 474 nt
Organism: Acanthoscelides obtectus
Lineage: Eukaryota; Metazoa; Arthropoda; Insecta; Coleoptera; Chrysomelidae
Source: the annotation of a GenBank genome assembly
AUGGAUACACCCACUUCAAAAAAAGCGAAAAAAUCGGGUGAUCCUCUAUUGAGAAAAUACAUCGAAGAUGGUGAGAAAAGAGCUAAGAGUCGGGAAGAAUUACGUCAAAAACUAAUAGCUCAAUCUCAGCAAGAAGCAGUGUUACAAAAUGAUGCUCUACAUCUUUUUUUUAUGUCAAUGUACAAUGUAACAAAAAAUCUUCCUACCAAAUUUCAAAGGCAAGUCAGAAGAAAAGUUUUUGAUGUCGUCUCACAAGCAGAAGAUGAUGCUGAGCAAGAGAUAGAGAAUCAGAGAAUUCAUUCAUCAACCUCCAGUACUAGUGGACUAUCUGUGGUGACACAACAAUACCCUGAAUUCUUUACUCUACAUCAGAAUCCAUCAUUGAUUCGUCCUGUAGAAGCAAAUGAAGAGGAUCUAGAAACAAACAUUGGGGAAGAAGAAGAUAAUUUACCAAGAGCAUUCCUUACUUUGUAA